AUGGCUCGUUGGCAACUGGAGCAUCCGCAGGGUGUUCGAGUUGGGGUCUUGGAACAAGUCUUUGGCUCUCAAAGCCUGGCCUCCUCUGUCGAACGUCUUCUGUUCGUGCGAGCCCAGAUACCUCUUGGAAUAAUAAUCCUCAUGUUUUGGUCGUUGUCCCCUCUUGGGGGGCAAGCUGGCCUACGGCUACUGUCCCCCGGUGAGGGCAAUGUGGGACUAACCGGUCAGGUGUACUAUCUUCAUCCAAGCUACCAGGUUUCAACCUCAAUGUCCAGCGGUUGGGUCUUACGAUUCCAGACCAACGUCAACUCGCUAUACUCAGCAAGUCUCAUUUCCUCGGCAGCUCAGAAGAAGCUGCCCCAAGAUCUUUGGGGCUUGCCGCGCAUUCCGCAAUGGAGAGAAGAGCGUCGAAAUCAACCCGGAGAGUGGUAUGAAGUCGAGAAAAACUCCACUGAAUACGUUUCGCUUCUAGGACUGAAAGUACAAGGUCUUGCCUUACGCUACAGUCUAGUCGAGUACAAUUACGUACUGCAAACAUCCUAUGUAAAUUUCCACCAAUGCAUUCAUAAUACUACGUCUUACGCAGAAGACGCGGGAGAGUUCUCGAGCUUUAGCUCUAGCUUGUCGUUUAACUUCAGCGACAAUGGGUUGUUGGGACUGUGGGAAAAAGACAAAAUUACGCCUUCGAUUAUAUACCGCAGCACGGACAGACAUAGUGUCGCAUCUUUUACUUGCGAUAUGGAGGCAGUUGUUCUCGAAACGGAAAUGAGGUGCAGGCCAGAUGCUGACACUCCUGGCUGUUUGGCUGUGCGCCAACGGCGAAUCGAUGAACCAGACUGCAGCAACCAACUCCUGCAAAAUAUUUUGGGAAGACCUCCUGCGUCCAAGCAACUUCUGCAGAGCUGGGUGAAUGCAUCGGGGACCAACUUUCAACUGAAAGCGUGGCCCACCGAUGCCUAUCUUGCUGGUGAGGAUUCGCCGUAUGGAAUGAAAAAAUACGUUGACUGGGCGGACAUAGCUGGGAAGGGAGGCCUAAACCUACAAGCGAUAUCAAGGCGAAUGACAACGUCUUUCAACACGUUCUGGUGGGCUUCCCUUAAUCCAGUAGGUCACACCAACAUAUCAUUUUCAGGGACACCAGAAAACACUCAGAGGGCAUCAACAACCGAUCCCAAUACACCAGUGUUUUUAAAUUCAACAGAUGCAACAGCCAUAAUUAAGAAAGAGGUCUACUUCGCCAACCGUCAUUGGGUCGCGAUCCUCACCACUACGACAUUGAUCCUAGAACUCAUGGCACUUCUCGGUUUCGUCCUAAGAUUUGUGAUACGCGGGCCAGAUAUCCUAGGGUUUGCAAGCUCGCUUACGCGAGAGAAUCCAUACACUCCAAUUGCAGCUGGAGGCACAGGUCUAAAUGGCCCGGACAGAGCAAGGAAACUGAAAGAGGUGCGGAUACAACUUCUUGAUGUCCGCCCUGACGAUCGAUUUGGACACAUCGCUGUGAGAGAGCUGCCGAAGAUAGCACAGCAACAACAUGAGGAGACAAGCUCAGAAGAGGAGGACAGAAACACUAGUGAGAGUUGGCGGCCGUUACCGAAAGAGAGGCUGUAUUCGUAA
Clonostachys byssicola is the source of this 1614-nucleotide messenger RNA. NCBI's taxonomy places the organism in Eukaryota, Fungi, Ascomycota, Sordariomycetes, Hypocreales, Bionectriaceae. The record is from the annotation of a GenBank genome assembly.